This is a messenger RNA of Spodoptera littoralis (African cotton leafworm), 3623 nucleotides long. The record is from the annotation of a GenBank genome assembly. NCBI's taxonomy places the organism in Eukaryota, Metazoa, Arthropoda, Insecta, Lepidoptera, Noctuidae.
AUGUCUGAUGAACCUGAAAUAAAACCUACAUGUAACGACUCCAUACCAUCACACGUGUCUUCAAAAUCGGACGAUGACGCUGACCAGAAGGAUGCUACCAACAAGUCUCGCGGGAACCUAGCUGAAGACGACGCCCUAGACUGGCUCAAACCGCGGACUCUCAUCAAGCCUGAUGACCAGGAAGAAGUGCCCGAAGCUGAUUUGGAAGAAGAAGUAGGUCGCAUUCUGACCACGAUCAACCCUCAAUGGGUCGCUGAUGAAGUAGCGUACCACUAUGGGAAAGGGAAGUUUAUGGUUAAGCCGAAACCGACGUACGGGAAGGCGUACCCGUUGUACGUUCAUCAGGGCACGGCUAUACGGAAGGAUUCUGAUGAGGCCAAAGCUCAGAUUGCUGCUGGAUAUGGUAUGGUCAGUUUUGAUGACGCUGGACCGAAAAGAGUGAAAGUCAAGAAGACGAAAACUGAAGAAGAGGAGGAAGAGGAACCAGAACAAGAACCGGUUGCUACAGAAGAGGCUAAAGGAGAUGAGGAUCAAGUCCAGGAAGAAGAGAAGGCUGCAGCCCCUGAUGAAGCACCGGAGGAGAAACCAGCAGAAGCAGCCGCAGAGGAGCCUAAAGCAGAGGAAGAAGCAGUCGCUGCUGAAGAGGGACAGGAAGCUGAAGAGAAGGAAGCGGGACAAGACGAUCAAAUGCUGCAAGAUGAAUAUCUCGACAUUAAGCCUCGAGUGAAGAAGCUGGCCAAUCAGUUCAACUUCUGCGAGAGAGCAGCUCUCACAUACACCUACCCUAGACGGUCUGUGGAGACCCAAACAAUCCCGCCGCCCAGAGCCAACUUCGGGGCUACAGCGCUCCAAUGCAUUAUAUUCGACUACUAUCAAGAAGAUUAUGCCAGGAAAAUGAAAGAAAAAGAAGAAGAAAAGCCUAAAAGGCUGCGAAAAAAGAAAACCAAACACGUGAAGUCGGAGCAGCAGAUCCAUGAUGAACGACUGGCGCAGAGGAUUCGAGAAGCCUGGGCCAUACUUGAGAGGCUCGUCAACCAGAACAUUUACGAUGACAUUGCCCAAGAUUACCGAUACUGGGAUGAUCCAUCAGACGAGUUCCGUGAAGGUAUGGGCUCUUUGCUGCCUCUGUGGAAGUUCCAAUUUGAUCCUGUGCGGAGCCACGCCGUCUGUGAUGUGCAGUGGAACCCACACUAUCAAGAUCUGUUCGCGGUCGCUUAUGGAUCGUUGGACUUUACAUUACAACAGAAGGUGGGUUGCCUCUGCCUGUACAGCAUCAAGAACCCAGCAUACCCGGAGUACGCCGUGAUCACAGAGUCGCCUGUCAUCUGCCUUGAUGUAUACAAGGAAAUACCCUACCUUAUCUGUGUUGGAUUGUACGAUGGCAACGUGUGCGUAUAUAAUGCUCAGUUAUCACUAGAGUCCUCUUAUCAGUACAAAUCUAACUCAGUGCGGGAUAAACACAGCAACAUAGUGUGGGAGAUUCGCUGGGGACCACGCCUGAUCGAUGGAGAGCCCUCAUUCUUUUCUAUAUCUGGUGACGGACGCGUAGUGCAAUGGGCGGUGAUGCCGGGAGAGCUACAGGCCACAACCAUCAUCACGCUGACCUCCAACGUACCACCAAUACCGGGACCCGACGGGACCAUGCUCACUGUUAACAGUUGCGGUAGCUGCAUCUGUUUCCACCCUGAGAGGACGGAGAUCUUCAUGGUGGGCACAGAAGACGGUAUGAUCCACACCUGCUCCCUUAAGUAUAACCGGAACUACGUGCGCUCCAUCCAAGGGCAUCACAUGCCCGUCUACAGGAUACAUUACAACAACUAUAAUAACAGCAUCUACGCCUCAUGUUCUGGUGAUUGGAGAGUCAAGAUUUGGGAGGAUGGGAGGGAUGAGCCCCUAUUCAUGUUCGAGCUUGGGUCUCCAGUGGGUGACGUGAAGUGGGCUCCAUACUCCAGCACCGUGUUCGCAGCCUGCACUGCUGAUGGAAAGGUGUACGUUUACGACCUGAACGUGGACAAAUACAGGCCGAUAUGUGUGCAAGCAGUAGUCUCGAAGAAGACAAAGAAACUCUCCAGGGUUGAUUUUAACUCGAAACUGCCAGUCAUCGUUUGCGGAGAUACGAAGGGCACGUGUCACGUACUCAAGUUAUCACCGAAUUUAAGAGUAAUGUGUAAACCGCCCAAAAAAGCCCAAGGAAUUGACCAACGAACACUACAGAUAAUGAAACUGGACAAACUCCUAAGUUUAGUCCGCGACCCGCCAUUCCAAACCGGAGUAGUCGAUGAGAAGUUUGAAGACGACUGAAACCGCAAAUGCCCACAAAAUGUAUUCCUAGCUAUACUUAAUAAAUAAUUUCUAAAAUAAAACACAUAUUUAUUUGUAUUUGUAUUAAUUAUUCUAAUAAAGCUUUGAAAUUAAAUUUUAAACUUAAUCUAAUACAAUGAAAAGUGCUCAAAAAGACAGGCACGUUGAAAAUGCACUUUAGGAUAAACUCUCAAAACGAAACAACGCCAUUUUGAAUGGACGCCAUUUUUCUUAAUGGCCUGUACAUAGACGCGAGUUACAACGCUGGACCAUAAUAAAUUAAUAAAUAAAAUAAAAAAACCACGCUGUACCAUAAACGCUAUACAAACAUUUUAGCAAUAAAAACAACUCCAUAGCUGCCAUGCAAACUAAAAUCACCCUUAAAAUCAUAACAGUAAGUAGACGUACUAUCUUCGUAUCUGACGUGAUAUCGGUCCUUAGAAGCCAUUGUGAAAUAAAGAUCAUAGAUUUUAUGUGAGACUAGAAUAAUAUCAAAAGAAUGGCCACUCACUAUUUGUAUUAAUUUUGACAAGUCUACUAAGAUCACAAGAAUUCCAAAAUUUGUUUUAAUAUAUUAUUAAAAAUAAUUAAAACUAUGCUAGAUAAUUAAAUUUCAUUUUAUAAGUAGUUAUUAUUACUACUUACUUUUAUUUCAUACUCUUUUUAUAAAUAAUCUCUUAGAUUUUUAUUCUUAUCUACGUUAUUGAUAUCUCAAAAUAUUUUUUUAUGUAACAAUUUAGUUGUGAUCAUAUUUAAUCUGUAUUUAUAUACAAAAACAGCAUUUUCAUAUAUUAAACAAUUUGAAACACGUCGUAUUCUUUCAAAAUCAACCGAAUUACUUUCUAGACAUUUUAGUUCAUAAUUAAUAUUUCGAUUUCCUACAAAAUAGAAGUAAAUAUGCCGAUUAAAAUUAAUUGUAAAAUCUCUUAACUUAAAUACAGCUACUUAUUUACCGAUGCCUUAAAACUAGUGACUAGUACUCACGUAAUUGCAUUUACGUGAACAGCUCACUCAAAAACAAUUAAAAAACAAAUAACAAUAAACGCGAUCACGAGAUUACUUUGUUCAAGAGACAACUUAUUUGAUAAAAUGCCAUAAUAGUUUUAACAAUAAACUUUUUUGUGUCCCUAUAUUAUUGUAUAGUGUUAAUGACUAGUGUAGAACAAUGUUUUGUGCAAGUCUGCAGUUUUACUAACUUAAGGAUAAAGUAACUUAGGACCAAGUUUGUCGCACCUCUCCACUGCGUUGGAACCUAAUUUCAGAUCCAGGAAAGCUCUAGCGUCGUUCGGAGCUGGUGCUUGUCGACCCGCAAAAGUUAUCUG